AUGGGGGCGCUAACUGCACCGAUUACCAAGGUCUUCUGCAAGGGGGUGCUGGGCAGCACCUUUGGGUUCUCAUACUCGUGCAUGGAGGGGGACACCCGGGAGCUCUGGUCCUCGGGCCACCACCUCAAAUCGUGCCGGGAUGUGGCCUUCUCGCUGGACGGGCACAAGCUCUUCACGGUGUCCAAGGACAAGUCCAUCCACGUGCUGACGGUGGAGGAGGGCCGCCUGGAGACGCGCUUCGCCAAGGCUCACAGUGCGGCCCUCAACUGUGUGCUGCCCAUCACCGAUCACGUCUUCGCAACGGGCGACGAGGGCGGCGCGCUCAAGGUGUGGGAUGUGCGGAAGGGAGCCCCGGUCCUGGAGGCGCGGGAGCAUGAGGAGUACAUCAGCGCCAUGGCAGUGGAUGCGAACGGGAAGCUCCUGCUCACGGCCAGCGGCGAUGGCACUUUGGGUGUCUUCAACAUCAAGAGGCGGCGCUUCGAGCUGCUCUCGGAGCCACAGAACGGGGACCUGACGUCUGUUGUGCUCCUCAAGAGAGGGAAGAAAGUGGCUUGUGGCUCCAGCUAGGUGACAAUCUACCUCUUCAACUGGGAUGGCUUCGGUGCCGCCAGUGACCGCUUUGCCUUGAGGGCUGAGUCCAUCGACUGCAUGGUGCCCAUCACGGAGAACAUCGUGUGCACGGGGUCCCUGGAUGGAGUCAUUAGGGCGGUGAACGUGCUGCCGAACCGGGUGCUGGUCUGCGUGGGGCGCUGGUGA
Molecule: messenger RNA, 756 nt
Organism: Tinamus guttatus (white-throated tinamou)
Lineage: Eukaryota; Metazoa; Chordata; Aves; Tinamiformes; Tinamidae
Source: RefSeq, a predicted model, not a curated record